Rotaria socialis is the source of this 2163-nucleotide messenger RNA. The record is from the annotation of a GenBank genome assembly. NCBI's taxonomy places the organism in Eukaryota, Metazoa, Rotifera, Eurotatoria, Philodinida, Philodinidae.
AUGGAUUCAAGAGAUCCUGAUUUAUUCCCAUCAUCGUAUGCCACUAAUUAUGAAGACAUAAGUCAUCGUGGUCGAACAGGAAUUAUGGGUGAUUCGCAUUUACCAAUAUUGAACGAAGAAGAAUAUACAGACGAUGCAUUUAUAGUAGAAGAAAAACCUGUAUCGUCUAUAUAUAAAGCAAAUGUGACAACAGCUGGAAGCUCACAUAGUCUACCAACAACAACAUCUUCUGCUAGUUUUACUGAUCAAAGCAACCAUCGAUCAAGCGCUUUAAAACAAAAUGAGCGGCAAUUAUCAAUACUUGAUCCACUAUCAGAUCGCGUUAGUACCAUUCUUGUUUGGAAAAAUUUAACUGUUCACGCUCGACCAAGUAAACGAGAAGAAUUUUUUCAACGUAUGAAGUCAUAUAAAAAAUAUAUACCAAAAAGAAAAUGCUUACUUAGUAACACUAGUGGAGCAAUUACAGGUGGACUAUGGGCUGUAAUGGGCCCAUCGGGUUCUGGAAAGUCAACUCUAUUAAAUACAUUAGCUUGUCGUUUGGAUGUCAAUACAAUUGUCGAAGGUGAAAUGCGUUUAAAUGGUGCACCCUAUGAUAAUGCUGAAUUGAAACGUAUUGCUGGUUAUGUUAUGCAAGAUGAUUUAUUAAAUGGAUGUUUAACUGUUCAAGAAACAUUGAUGUAUGCAGCACAACUUCGCUUACCGCGAGCAUUUACAGAAGAACAACGGAAAGAACGUGUUGCAGAUGCUAUGGCUGAUUUAGGUUUAUCACAUGUGCAUAAUGUUAUUGUAGGCACACCAUUGAAAAAAGGUAUAUCAGGUGGUGAACGUAAACGAGUUUGUGUUGGCAUGCAAUUGCUUAAUCGCCCACAAUUACUGUUUCUUGAUGAACCAACAUCUGGUUUAGAUUCAGUGACAGCGCUUGACUUACUUCGAACUUUUCAUGCACUUGCACAUGGCAAAUCACAAGAAAAAGCUGUAACAAUUGUUUGUUCGAUCCAUCAACCGCAAGCAAAAAUAUUUAAUUUAUUUGAUUCAUUAAUUUUACUUAAAGGCGGAGGUAUUAUUUAUCAAGGUCCAAGAAAACAAGCAAUGGAAGCUUACCGCAUAGCAGGAUUCCCAUGUCCUGUAACUACAAACCCAGCUGAUCAUCUUUUAGAUGUUAUAACACCACCACGACGUAAUCCAGUUAUUGACACACCUGCAAUAUCUCUCGAACAACAAGCAGCUAUUGAUGAAGCUAUUCUAAAGGCACAACCAUCAUUCGAUGUUGAUCUCAAUAUGGGAGUAAAUAAACGUUUGGCCCAAAUGGCUAACAUACCGCCCAGCCCGCCAUGGCACAAGCAAGUACGAAUUCUUCUUCAUCGUACAUUCAAAGAACAACUUCGUCAAUCAAGAAUUAUUAUAACAUCCCUUGUUCAGACUGUAGUGAUUGCUAUUUUAAUUGGUACUGUUUACUUAAAAAUUGGUAAUUCACAAAAGAGUACUACCUUUCGUGAACCUUCGUUAUUUUUUUGUGCUGUCAAUCAAGGUGUUUUUGGUGCUCUAAUGGUUAUUAAUUCAUUUCCUGUUGAACGUGCAUUAACAUUGCGUGAACGAGCAUCUGGCACUUAUUUUGCUAGUGCUUAUUUUAUAGCAAAAAUUGUUGCCGAAACGCUUAUUCAAAUACCUGUACCAAUUAUAUUUUCAUCUAUUGUAUAUUUCCUAAUUGGUUAUCAAGCAACAGUUGGAAAAUUUUUUAUCUUUGCACUUUUUAUGCUACUAUGUUCACUUGCAGCAACAUCAUUAGCAUUAAUGGUUUCAGCUAUUUGUAAAACAACAGAUAUGAGUGUUACUGUAUUGCCAUUAGCACUUGAAAUCACACGUUUGUUUGGAGGAUUCUUUUUAGCACCAUCACGUUUACCAACAUAUUUUGUUUGGCUUGAUGCAAUAUCCUACAUUAAAUAUACAUUUGUAGGCACGGCUUUAAAUGAAUUAAGUGGUCUAAAAUUAACAUGCACAGCUGAACAGGUAGCACAAUUUGCGUGUAUUACAACUGGCGAAUAUUAUAUUAAUGAACGUGGCUAUGGGUAUAUUAGUAUAGGGGGUUGCAUUGGUGUACUACUAGGCUAUAUUAUUUUUUGUCGUAUUGUUGCAUUUCUUGGUGUUCGAUUUCUUAAAAAUUAA